Molecule: messenger RNA, 1173 nt
Organism: Penicillium oxalicum
Lineage: Eukaryota; Fungi; Ascomycota; Eurotiomycetes; Eurotiales; Aspergillaceae
Product: pepsin-like aspartic protease
Exons: 2
Coding region: 1-1173 (390 amino acids)
Biological process (GO): proteolysis
Molecular function (GO): aspartic-type endopeptidase activity
Source: RefSeq, a predicted model, not a curated record
AUGGUUGCCUUCAGCAAGAUCACCGUUGGCCUCGCCGGCCUGGCCUCUCUCGCCGUGGCUGCUCCAGCCUCGACCAACGGCAAGUUCACCGUGAACCAGGUUGCUCGCCCUGCCACCAAGACCACCAACUUCGCUGCUUCCUACGGCCGUGCUUUGACCAAGUAUGGCGCCGCUGUGCCGGCCCACAUUGCGGCUGCCGCCGUCCAGAGUGGUGCUGCUACCACCACUCCCACUGAGUACGACGAGGAGUACUUGACUCCUGUUACCAUCGGUGGAACUACCCUGAACUUGGACUUUGAUACCGGUUCCGCGGAUCUCUGGGUCUUCUCUACUGAGCUUCCUUCCUCCCAGCGCGCUGGACACUCCGUCUACAACCCCAGCACAAGUGGAACCAAGCUCAGUGGCUACACCUGGUCCAUCUCCUACGGUGAUGGCAGCAACGCCCGUGGUGAUGUCUACCGGGACACCGUCACUGUUGGCGGCGUCAAGGCCACCGGCCAGGCUGUCGAGGCUGCCCAGUCCAUCAGCGCCCAGUUCCAGCAGGAUGUCAACAACGAUGGUCUCCUGGGUCUGGCUUUCAGCAGCAUCAACACCGUGUCUCCUCGCGCUCAGACCACCUUCUUUGACACGGUCAAGAGCUCUCUGGCCAAGCCCCUCUUCGCCGUUGCUCUGAAGCACCAGCAGCCUGGUGUCUACGACUUUGGAUUCAUCGACUCCACCAAGUACAAGGGCUCCCUGACCUACACCAACGUGGACAGCUCCCAGGGUUUCUGGAGCUUCAGCGUCUCCAGCUACAAGGCCGGCAGCCGCACCGGCGCUGGCUUCAGCGGUAUCGCUGACACCGGUACCACCCUGCUGCUCCUCCCCAGCUCCAUUGUCAGCCAGUACUACUCUCAGGUCAGCGGUGCUCAGAACAGCCAGUCGGCUGGUGGAUACAUCUUCCCCUGCUCGACCACGCUGCCCGACUUCAGCGUUGUGAUCAACGGGUACACUGCUGUUGUUCCCGGCUCCUUGAUCAACUACGGUCCUUCCGGUGUCGGCUCCACCUGUCUGGGUGGCAUUCAGUCCAACUCUGGCAUUGGUUUCUCCAUCUUCGGUGACAUCUUCCUGAAGAGCCAGUACGUUGUGUUCGACUCUGCCGGCCCCCGUCUUGGCUUCGCCGCCCAGGCCUAG